This is a messenger RNA of Symbiodinium sp. CCMP2592, 4953 nucleotides long. The record is from the annotation of a GenBank genome assembly. NCBI's taxonomy places the organism in Eukaryota, Dinophyceae, Suessiales, Symbiodiniaceae.
AUGGACGCUGCGAACAAGCUUCUUUCCGGCCUCUCCGGCGAGAAUGCGCGAUGGACCGAAGACUCCAAGAACUUUGCAUUGAGGCGCAAGAGGCUAAUUGGUGAUGUCGGCUGUGUUUGCGCCUUCGUUGUUUACUGCGGGCCUUUUAACUCUGAGUUCCGCGACAAGCUGUACAGCCAGUUCCAGGCGGACACGCAGAAACGGCAAGUCCCCGCACACGAGAAGGUGGAAGUCGUCUCAUUCCUCGUGGACCAGGGAACCAUCGGCGAGUGGGCGCUCGAAGGUUUGCCGAGUGAUGAGCUCUCCAUCCAGAAUGCAAUUAUGGUCACGCGCUCCUCGCGGUAUGCCCUCAUGGUCGACCCACAAGGACAGGCAAAUCGCUGGAUCAAGUCAAGGGAGAAGGCGCGCAUCAGCGAGAAUCCCACCAUGUGCAUUACGACGCUGGCGGCCAAGAACUUGAAGGACCAGAUCGAGUUCACCAUGGGUGAAGGGCUGUGCCUCAUCAUCGAGAACGUGGAGAACGAGGUGGAUCCGAUGUUGGACCCGGUCUUGGACAAGCAGAUCAUUAAGAAGGGCAAGAAUCUCUACAUCAAUGUCAGCGACCAGAACAUGGAUUACAAGGAGAGCUUCACGCUCUACUUCACCUCGCGACUGCCGAAUCCGCACUUCUCACCGGAGCUCUCUGCGAAAGCCACGGUCAUUGACUUCACCGUGACACUGAAAGGUCUGGAGCAGCAGCUGCUGGGCAAGUUGAUCGGCAUGGAGAUGAAGAGCUUGGAAGACACUUUGGCAGCUCUCGAGGAGGAUGUCACAAACAACACAAAGUCCCUGCAGCUGUUGGACAAGCAGCUCCUCGACCGACUCUCCAACUCUCAGGGCAACCUCUUGGAGGACACGGAGCUCAUCGAGGUGCUGGCCAACACCAAGGCGAAAGCAAAGGAGGUUGAGGGCAAGUUAAAGGAGGCCGACGAGAGGAAGAUUGAAAUCAACGAGAAGCGCGAGCAGUUCCGUCCUGUGGCGACACGAGGCAGUAUCAUGUACUUCAACAUGACGGACAUGACCAAUGUGGUGAACCCCAUCACCAGCCAAUGUUCCGGAUGGAUGUACAACUGCUCUCUGCUGCAAUUCUUGGAGCAGUUCGAGAUUUCGGUCCGAAACAGUGAGAAGUGCCAACCAACCUCGAAGCGAGUGGACAAGAUCAUCCACUUCCUCACGUAUCAGGUCUACAGGUACAUGAACCGUGGCCUCUACGAGCGCGACAAGAUGCUCUUUAAGCUCCUUGUUACCCUGAAGAUCAUGCUGGUGGCCAGUCAGAUCACAUCCGGCGAUGUGUCCAUGUUGCUGAAGGCUGGAUCUUCAUUGGAUAGCAAGGCAGAACGGCCGAAUCCAUUUGGUAAGUGGCUGCCAGACAAGGUGUGGCUCAACGUCAUCGCCCUUUCGCGUCAGCCCUUUGGCAUGGACCAGAUUGUCUUCUUCAGGGAGAUCCCAGACUUUAUGCAACGAAACGAGGCUGCGUGGAGAAAGUGGUACGACGAGAAUGAGCCGGAGGGCGUCCCGAUUCCGGACUACGACGAGCGUAUCAACAUGGACAGGACACUCGGACCAUUCCUGCGCCUCGUCGUGGUGCGCUGCAUGCGUGAGGAUCGAACCACCAUCUCCUGCAACCAGUUCAUCGAGGCGAUGUUGGACUCGCGCUUCACGGCUCCUGUCACGGAUGGAAUUGCCGACAUUUACGAGGAGUCAAUGGCGCGGAAGCCCGUGUUGUAUCUGCUCACUGCAGGCAGUGAUCCGACCUUCAGCAUCGAUGAGCUGGCGAAAAAGAAGAAGAAAUACCCGACUGACAAGGUGUCCAUGGGAGAAGGCCAGGAGAAGGUUGCUCGCGAGAAGAACAAUGCAGCCUUUGUCACCGGCGGCUGGGUGAUCCUGCAGAACUCGCACCUGGGCAUCGGCUACAUGUGCGAGCUCGAGGAUGUUCUGCUGAAGACCCCAGAGAUCGAUGAAGCAUUCAGGCUGUGGAUUACCUGUGAGAUCACGCUCCGCUUCCCGAUCGGCCUGCUGCAGAUUGCCAUUAAGGUGACCUUGGAGCCACCAGCCGGAUUGAAAGCCGGUCUCUACAGAACCUACAGCACGAUGGUGUCCCAAGAGCUGUUGGACAAGAUUGACCUGCCUCAGUGGCGAACCCUGGUGUUUGUGCAGGCAUUCUUACACAGUAUCGUGCAGGAGCGGCGAAAGUUCGGCCCGAUCGGCUGGUGUAUUCCGUACGAGUACAACAACUCUGACCUGGACGCCUGCCUUCUCUUCCUGGAGAAGCAUGUUUCGACCACGAUCAUGGCCGGCUCACCGAUCUCCUGGGUGACGGUGCAGUACAUGGUGGCCGAAGCACAGUACGGUGGACGUAUUACGGACGACUUGGAUCGUGAGCUGUUCAACACCUAUGCCGCCAAGUGGUUCUGUGACGACAUCUGGAAGACGUCCUUCGCAUUCAACAACUAUCAGUCGGAGUUCAACUACAAGAUUCCAGAGGGCCUGGACAUCCAGCAGUUCAAGGAUGCGAUUGACACGAUCCCCCCAGUCGACUCGCCGUUGAUCUUCGGCUUGCACACGAAUGCAGAUUUGACAUACCGCAUGAAGGAGGCAUCAGAGAUGAUCACGACCAUCAUUGAGACGCAGCCGAAGGACAGCGGUAUUGCCCUUGACUCAAGUGCCAGUACUUCUCCUAUGCCCGGGCAACAAGACAAGAGCGUGGCAGCUGCUAUCGACGGCACUGUGGUGAUGACUACUGAGCUCAUGGAAGAUCUCGGCUACCUCUUCGAUGCCCGAGUGCCAAGAGGAUGGUUCACUGGCCUUACGGAGCGUCAAGCGCGACUUGGCGAGGAGUUGCAAAGCACGGUAGCGAAAGGGAUGUUGAACAACUGGCUGGAGAACGGCCGGGCGGUCAUGAAGGCGUAUUGGCUCACCGGGUUCACCAAUGCGCAGGGCUUCUUGACGGGCAUGCGACAGGAGGCGAUUCUGCUGGUGACGCGGCAGCACAAGAAAGAUCAGUGGGCCCUGGAUGAUGUCAUCUCGCACACAGAGGUGAACAUCUGGGGUCUCUUCAUUGAGGGAGGGCGCUGGAGCCGACAGGACAACCGCCCUGCUGACAGCAGGAUCGAAGAGUCUGAGCCCAAGAAGCUCUUCACCUCCAUGCCUGCGAUCUUCGUCACGGCCACGACCGCAAAGGACCUGAAGGCGAUGGGAUUGAAUUACGGACCCAACGGCCCUUACAACACCGCCGUCUACAAGUAUCCGAAGCGCAGCGCUGUCCGCACUCUUGGCAACGACCGUUACCUCAUCUUCCGCAUGAUGCUCCGAACGGAGAUGCAUCCUUAUCACUGGCAGCGACGACAGCGGUGCCCUGGCUUGGUUGGCAGCCUGCCCGGCAAGCUUACACCGAGGGCAAAUUGUAGCAUGGGGAAGAUCUUAGAUUUCUGUGCUUGGGCUGAAGAGCGACAAGCCAGCAACACUGGUAAAAUCGAAAUGCUUAGGUGCCGCGACUGCCUCGGUGCUGCUGGAACAGCGCAAGAGGAGAGGUGGUACAGGCAAGCUUAUGGCCGCAUGCACCAUGCGAACAGAGACGGAACUGUGUACGACGAGUACACUAUCACCGAGUAUGUUCCAUCCCCUACAAGCUUCACAGCGGCUAUCGGGGAUAUGGCUCAGGUACCCUUUGCUGCCACGCUUCCUGCGAUUUUCGAUGUGAUAUCUAGUUCGGAGUGGGUGGACAAUCCGCGGGUAUCUUUGCUGCUCAAUGCGGCAGCACGGUUCCAUGAGUUGCAGAGGGGCUCACCUCUGCCAGAAGAUGAUGAAGAGGAUAAGAAGGAGGCCGCAGAGGAUGCCGUUGUGUCCCUUGCGGCACUCCGUCUCGCCGACAGAGUUGCUGAACAGAUGCUUGCCGGGGAGGACUCGCAAGCUUACUCGGACGACUUCGACGAGGGGGAGCCGCAGCCGGCUUCCCCUGCACCUGCUUCCUCCUCGGGAGGUGGAGUUGUGCGCCGUCGUGGCUUCGGUGAAGGACGUGCAGGCCGUCAAGCUCACGCAGUGCAUGAAGACGAGGACAAUUACAGCGACAACUUCGAGGACGACACCUCGAAGAACAACUUUCAAUUACAACCUUCGUGGGAAGAUCCCGAUCGCCAUGCGGCCGCAUCGCCCUUGGACUUUGCGACGCUGGCAGACAGUGGCACAAACGCAGAGGGCAAAGACGAAAAACGUGGCUAUCAGUUUGGUGAUCUCUUCAUCAACAAGUUGACUGGCAAAGACAAGUACGAGUUUGGUGACCUCUCCAGAUUCGUCGGCGGCAAGCUGCAGGAAGCUGUGGGCAACUUCACAGGCAAGGAGAGCUACGAGUUUGGUGACAUCACCCGGUCGCUGGAUGCGAAGGCAAAAGCCGAAGUCUGCAAAGUGACGGGCAAGGAUGUUUACGAGCUCGGCGAUUUGAGUAAGUACCUGGACACGCAAGCAAAGCAGCAGGUUUCCAAACUCACGGGCAAAGACUCCUACGAGUUUGGGGACAUUUCGCGCGAGAUCGCGAGGAGAGUCAAAGAGUCGGAUGUGGUGGAUGAAGAGGAUCUACGCCUUCUACUGACGACCGUCGUCGCGCUUGGAGUUGGCUUAACUCCAGUGGCGCAUCUUCUCCCUGUACAGCUGCUCCUCAACCUGUACACCACGAGCGUCGAGGUCGAGCUAGGCAAUCGUGCAGCAUCCAAGCUCACCGGAGCCGUAGCACAGGAGCUUGACCGCAGAGCCAAAGGAGUUUUGCUGGGCAAAGGCAACGAAGACUACGUGCUUGGUGACCUGACGAAAGCGCAGAUCCAGCGUAGCGUGGCCUCCUUGACCGGAAAGGACAAGUACGAGUUCGGUGACAUCAGUCGCGCACUCUUGCGACAGGUCCAGCAGAGACGAAAACCGAGCUGA